Lagopus muta (rock ptarmigan) is the source of this 382-nucleotide messenger RNA. RefSeq names its product piercer of microtubule wall 2 (gene PIERCE2). The record is from RefSeq and is a predicted model, not a curated record. NCBI's taxonomy places the organism in Eukaryota, Metazoa, Chordata, Aves, Galliformes, Phasianidae. Gene Ontology annotation, biological process: axoneme assembly. The transcript is spliced from 2 exons. Gene Ontology annotation, cellular component: axonemal microtubule.
AUGCGAGAUGUUCUGCCCCAAAAAUGCCUCAGAGUUCAAUCACCAAGAAAAAAACCAUCUCCUCAUCCUCCUCCCCACACAAACCCCUGGAAUCCCAUGUCCUCCUGCAUGCUGGAGCCCAGCACACUCCUGACCAGCAGUUCUUUGGCAAAGCCUCAGGUUUUGCUGUUUGAAACAGCCUCAUACAAAUACAACACUGCAGUACCUACUGCAUAGAUGCUGCCCCAUACGUAUCUUCCCCUGGAUCAAACAUUUCCAGAACACUUACUCACUUGUGGAUCAUCUCAAGACAGUUAUUUAAAUACUGCCUUUGACAGAAGUAGUGUUUAUGACUACCCCAGCUUGCAGCAUACUUUGUAACAAACAAGUCCCUUCUCUCACA